UCCUGAUGCUAUGGCCGUUCUACCGCCAGUUAACGCAAAUGAAUAUAACACUGAUGAAGAUUCCAGCGAGGAAAAUGAAGUGGAUAUAAACAACCUCCCUGGAAGUCAGCUGAUGGCUCAAGUUGAGGUAAUAUUUGAAAACAAGGGAUCUAACCAAACUACAGUUGAGAGUGAUUUUGAUAGCGACGAUAACCUACCUUUGUCUACAUUUCUUACGAAAAAACGACCAAAAUUAUCGACCUCAAAACCAAAUUACUCUUGGAAAAAAGGUGACAUCAACCAAGAUUUUCCAGAAUGGGUAAACACAAGUGGUCCAAAAAAUUCUUUACCUCCUUUAGAACUAUUUUUUCAGUUUAUAGAUGACGAAAUUAUUGACUUGGUUGUAAAAUAUUCCAAUUUGAAUGCUAUUCAGCAUAAUCGUCAAGGUGAUAUAUAAUCCAGUGAAAUGAAAUAUUUCGCUGGUGUUUUACUGCUCUCUGGAUACAACUCAUUUCCUCGACGGUCAAUGUAUUGGGGAAAUAACAGUGACGCAGGAAAUAAGUUAGUCUAUUCGGCGAUUUCUCGAGA
Messenger RNA from Anthonomus grandis grandis, 567 nucleotides. RefSeq names its product piggyBac transposable element-derived protein 3-like. Gene Ontology annotation, molecular function: sequence-specific DNA binding. Bases 11 to 436 code for a protein of 141 amino acids. Lineage: Eukaryota; Metazoa; Arthropoda; Insecta; Coleoptera; Curculionidae. The record is from RefSeq and is a predicted model, not a curated record. The transcript has a single exon.